CAAUUAAUCAUUACACAUUUUUUCUGAAUUAAAAAUAUAUGUGCGCAUGUGAUAUUACAAGUAUGUGACGUUUCUGAUCAUCCGAUAUUACGUCAUCAGUAUUCCCCCUUUUUGUAACUGGCGCUCGUUCUAUCGUGAAACACCUAUUCGCAUAUAUUCCGUGUAUUUAAACGUAUUUUAUACAUUAAAAGUGAUUACUGUAUUGUGUAAAAUUAAUGUUUAUUUAAUCGUGUUAGCUAAAAUUGUAAUUAUUAACUAAUUUACUCCAACAAUCAAGAAAUCUUAAACAACGUAACUGCGGCAAUUUCAAACAUUCAGUAAUUCAUAUUGAAAACUAUUUAAUACCAUUUAAAAAAAUAUAACCAAUUAUGACAAUAAAAUUUGGAAUACGUAGCUCCUACGAGCUUGUUACGUGACUUCUUUCUUUCAAAGUUAGAAUAAAUUAUAGAAAUUCUGGUUGAAAAUCAUCCGCAGCACGAUAUUUUGGUACUUUUAUUCCCGACAGUUGUGAAAAGAAAACUAGAUUCAAAUAAAGGGUUUUUAUGGAUCUGACAUUGAAACUCUAAAAAAUGUCUAGGAAGCGUGUGAGAGAAGAAAUUAUGUUGAAUUCUACACCAUAUUCAGAUAUUCAGAAUGGGGAAGAUGCAUCAUGCUCAAAAGAAGAUUCUCCCAUUUGUCCUCUGGUGACAAUGACUUGGGGGACCAACAGGAAUUCAAAUAAUGAAUCAAGUCAAAUUUCACUAAAAAAAUAUAAUAGUGAAAUUUCUGUUAACCACAAAGAACUUCCAUCAAUCUGUAAUGAAGCUCCUUUCAGUGAUGAUCCAGAAGCACUAGCUGAAAGAAAUGCAUGUGAUUAUAAUAUACGCAUUACAUUGAAAAUGGCAAAAAAUGGCAAAGCACCAAGGAGAAUCAGGGUAUAUGCAGAUGGUAUUUAUGAUCUAUUUCAUCAAGGACACGCACGGCAACUUUUACAAGCAAAAAAUAUUUUCCCUAAUGUAUACCUUAUUGUUGGAGUCUGUAAUGAUGAACUAACACACAGUAAAAAAGGCAGAACAGUCAUGACAGAUACUGAAAGAUACGAUGCAGUAAGGCAUUGUCGUUAUGUAGAUGAAGUAGUUAGGGAUGCACCUUGGGAAUUGGAUGAUGAGUUUCUUACAAAACAUAAGAUUGACUUUGUUGCUCAUGAUGAUAUACCCUAUAUGACAGAUGACAGCACAGACGUUUAUGCAAGUUUGAAAGCUAAGGGUAUGUUUGUGGCUACUCAAAGGACAGAAGGAGUAUCAACAUCAGAUAUUGUAGCAAGAAUAGUCAAAGAUUAUGAUAUAUAUGUAAGAAGAAAUCUUGCACGAGGUUACAGUGCCAAAGAGCUCAAUGUUUCUUUUCUCAGUGAAAAGAAAUUCCGUUUACAAAAUAAAUUUGAUGAUUUGAAAGAUAAGGGUAAACGAGUUAUGGAGAACAUUGGUGAAAAACGUAUGGACAUAAUUAGUAAAUGGGAAGAAAAAUCUCGAGACUUUAUAGAUGCUUUUCUUCUACUGUUUGGAAGAGAAGGCAGAUUGUCGACAAUUUGGAAUGAAAGUAAAGGUCGUUUAAUGCAAGCACUAUCUCCUCCAGCAAGUCCCAAAAGAGAUGGCAGUCCAAAUGGGAGUAAUAGCAGCAAUAAUGAUGAAGAUCAGACAAGUCCACCACCGCAAAAGACUGGUCGUUAUGAAUGUUCACGGAAUAAUUAUUAUUUGAGUGAUGACUAUAGCGAUGACGAAGAGGAAAACUUACACUCUAAAUGAUAACCCGUGUUGUCACAAUCGUAUUCUUCAUUCUGACCAAAAAUGUCGUGCAAUCUCUUUAAAAAUGUUUAAAGAUAUUUUCAUACAGCUAUGUGAUUUGCUGAUAUGGAUUUUAAUGCUGUGCUUGAUAGUCUUUCUAUGGUAUGAUUUCAUACUAUAUACAAUAUAAAAUUAUUAUCUGUUAUGGCAUAGAAAUUGAAUCCGAUUAUGGAUUAUUAUAUACAAAUUAAUAUAUGUAUUAUGCAUGAAUUACAUACAGAAAUCACAUAGAUUAUUUAAAACAUCAUCUGCAACUAUUCUCGGGAGUUUCUUCAUUAUCAUUAUUUGCAUUCUUAAUAAUAAGUUCCUAUGUUUUGAAAGAUACUUCAUUAUUCAAUUUCGAUUUCAUACUUCAUUACAUGAAUUUACAAUAGUAUGGAGGUACUUUUUCAUACUUUAUACAGAAAAAUUUGUUUCGUAUGUUCAUUUGAUGAUUUUCAAUAAUAAUCAAUUAUUUUAUUCCUAAUUUUAUAUAACAUUUUUUACAAGUUACCUCAUAAAUAAUCGUUUAAAUGUUACAUAUAUAUAGAUAUAUUGCAAGCAAUAUUUUUUGUUGCAGUAAGUAUUAAGUUAUGUUAUAACUUAUUACUGAUGUAAUCAAUGGUACCAAAAUGUAAAGUAGCGAAAAAUUCGUCGAAUAUUAUAUAAAUUUUAUUUAAACGUACCAAGGAGAUUACAAAAGUGAAUAGCACAGAACAAAUUUAAAUGUAUUAUUUUACAGAUGAUUAGCUUAGUUAUGCAUUAUUUAUUUUAAAAAACAAAUUCACCCGUUUUUAGCUUUCAGUGUUAUCUUUUGAGAAAAUAAUUAUUCGAGCAGCAAAUUAAUAAUAACUUAUUUUUAUCAUUAGAUAAUUGUGUGUAGGAAGAUAUUAAUAGAAUUCGAUUGAUAAAAAUUAAUCAAAAUCAAUUAAAUAAGCAUUAUAAGGUGAUAUCAAUAUAGAAAUCGUGUUUUUAAAUAUGGUGCUUUUAUUUAAAAAAUAUGCAGAUAUGAUAACCCUGAAAUGGUACAACCAUUUUUGUACUUUUAAAUCAUAACAUAGUUUUAUAAUAGCAUAUUUAUCAAGUAUGUGAAUGAAAUAUUUUUUAAUACAUAGGUAAAUGUAUAAUAAAGAUUAUUUAUUCUUAUGUUCAAUAUGUAGUAUCCAAAAUAAUGUAAUUUUUCACAUAAAUUGUCUACUCCGUUUAUAGUUCUAAGGCUAAGGCUAAAAUUAGGAGAAUUUUAGAUUUAAAUCCAAAAAUGAAACUAACAUGAAAGACCUGUAAAAAAUGUGUAUAGAUUUAUAUACAUUGAUAUGCUUUUGUUUCUUAAAAACGUACCGAUGGUGCCUGAGUUUGAGAUUUAUUUAAAUACAUCACAAAAUGGUAUAUUUCUUUAAAGCAUGCAAAAUUUUAAAUACAUUAAUAUUUGCUUCCUAAAAAAAGCUGGCACAUAACUUAAUAGCAUAUAAUAAUAUAUCGUGUAUAUUUGAUGAUUAGACAGAAAGUUGUUCUGUAAUUAACAAUCUCAAAUAAUAUAAAAUUAUGUUCCGAGAUUCUAAACCAAAAUAUUUACAUAUUCAUUAUCAAAGAUUUUAAUCUCUACUUAAAUGUAAACAUGAAAUAGAAUAAUGUUCCGUUUUAUUUAUAUAAGAAAUUAAAAAAUAAAAAUUGUUCGAUGAAA
Molecule: messenger RNA, 3480 nt
Organism: Osmia bicornis bicornis
Lineage: Eukaryota; Metazoa; Arthropoda; Insecta; Hymenoptera; Megachilidae
Product: choline-phosphate cytidylyltransferase A-like
Exons: 12
Coding region: 570-1781 (403 amino acids)
Biological process (GO): CDP-choline pathway
Molecular function (GO): choline-phosphate cytidylyltransferase activity; phosphatidylcholine binding
Source: RefSeq, a predicted model, not a curated record